GUGACGUAAACGGUCCAACUGUCUCUGUCUCUGACUGCUGAGGGUAAAGGCUAGCAGUGAGACGCUUAUUUCACAAUACCACCGGUCGCGCAACUUUCCGAAGCUUAGUAAUGGCAGCCACAUAUUCACGACUUUCGGCAGGAGACACUUCUUCAACACGUUCAAGAUUAGGAGCCAGUCCAAAUUAAACUUCCACCAGUGUACUCCACCCUUCGGUUGGAGGAGGAAGGAACCUAGGCAGGUUUCCCACCGCUUAAGUUUUCAGUUUCCAUUGGCAGAGAGUUUCUCCGAGGUAGAACCUACCUACUUGUCCAACCCAACGUAUGCACUGCUUUCGUUUGCCUACCAAGAUUUUGCCUACCACAUCACAUCAUUCGCACACAGACAAUAUGUCGUCUGCACAAGGGGCUGGUUUCCAUCAGUAUGGACAAGGAACAUUUGUUCCAGCAGCUCCUGGUCCAGCAGCUCCUGGGCCAACAGCUCCGGGCCUGGGCUGGCAAGGACACCGACCACCUCCCCCGCCGGUACGCACGCGUAAGGCACCUGGCAUAAGGUUUUGUCAUCCCGGCUACAACAUACCAAACCAGUUGUUUCGUCUUCCACGGGUCGAUACGGAGGAUAAUCAGGAAUUUGGCGUACACCAUAAGACAGCACUUGUUGCAUGCCAGAUCAUUGCUGGUAAUCGGUUCAACAAAAGCUACCUUUCCCUACAUCAGACAGGCCAGCCAGUUCAGACGCCGAUGGAUGGUGUCUUGACCCAGGAUCGGUAUUAUUUUAUCAUUGACGGCUGCGAAGAACCCUACCCCAUCGUUCCUAGCUUUCGCGACUGGCAAUUUCCCCACGACUGUAUCCCUGAGUACUGGCUCCCUGAGUACUGGCCAGCACAACCUUCUCCUACUAAGGAUUCGCCAGCCUGUGCUGUUACUGGCGUUUCCUGGGCUACUAAGAGUGCCCAUCUGGUCCCAAGAGAAGAACAUGUUUGGUAUAUUGAGAACUCUAUGAGUGAGUAUGCAGCCGGAAUGGGAGGUACAGGCGCUAUAGAUCCUAACCCGGCAAACAUUAUACCUCUCCGAAGAGAUAUCCAUCGUUGUUUCGACAAGCGAUGGUUUGCUAUCGUUCCCAAGCCAUACCCUUCACACGAUCCUUCUCUUCCAGGCUUUACAACCCAAUAUGUCACGCAUCUUCUCACGGCUGAGGCUGCCGAAAUCUGGCCCGAGCAGCACUACGUCAGCCCCAACAACCUCCACGAAGAGUGUACCCCAUAUCUUUUUGCUCGUUUCGCCUGGGCUAUCCUUCUCCAGGUCAAGCCCUUUAUCACUUCAGGUAAAGACCGGGUCGUCAUCUACGUGGAUGAUCCAAAGGCUGAAGACCGGGUAUUCAAAACUGGGUGGCUUAAGGGAGCAGAGCUUAACCGGAGAUAUGGGGGCGGCGGGGAACAAGGUGCCAAGGAAAAGGCAACGACGCCUAGCAAGAGAAAGAAGGGGUCAGAGAAGAGCAAUGCCGACAACAGCAGCAGCAUCGACGAUGGGGAUCUGAACCACGGAUGGGUAUACAGGACUGGGUGGCUUAGCGGAGCGGAACUCUAUCGGAGAUAUGCAGGCGGUGACGAUGCUGACAAGAGAAGCAACGGCGACGACCAAGGCAGUAAUGGGGACGACGAAGGUUUCGAGACGACGUCCCAGGAUGAUUAGCAGCCAUCCUCGCCUGAUGUCGCCGAAGACGAGGUCGUGGCUGUGACCACGCCACGGGACGGUAUCAUCCGCAAAAAUGACCGACUCAGUUCUUCUAUUCGGGCCGCCAUCAAGAAACUUCUGUCUACCAAGAUCAGGCCCGCCGUCUUCGAUCAUUCACACGACAAAAAUGCCGCCAACCCGUCUGCUAUGGAUCUGGCUGGCAAGAAAGGCAGAGGCGUGCUGGGACGGCUACAGAGCUAGAAGUUGGCAUAGUUCAUAGUACAUCACCUGGAGCUUACUCUGAGGACGGCUCGAGCUUACUCUAAGCUUGCUCAGCCCUAUGGGACUCUUCUUUAUGAUAAUCAUGUCCUACGACUGAAUCCAGUAUAUUACAUAGAACAUUCCAGCUGCCAGUAAGAGCC
Phialemonium atrogriseum is the source of this 2095-nucleotide messenger RNA. RefSeq lists its product as uncharacterized. The record is from RefSeq and is a predicted model, not a curated record. Lineage: Eukaryota; Fungi; Ascomycota; Sordariomycetes; Cephalothecales; Cephalothecaceae. The transcript is spliced from 4 exons. The coding region runs from base 324 to 1691 and encodes 455 amino acids.